Messenger RNA from Dreissena polymorpha, 4736 nucleotides. Its product is annotated as tripartite motif-containing protein 45-like. Bases 233 to 1903 code for a protein of 556 amino acids. Lineage: Eukaryota; Metazoa; Mollusca; Bivalvia; Myida; Dreissenidae. The record is from RefSeq and is a predicted model, not a curated record. Gene Ontology annotation, molecular function: zinc ion binding. The transcript is spliced from 3 exons.
UAUAAAUUGAUCGCAUAAAGUCAAUCAUAAUGAAGUAUAUAUUACGUUUAAAGGAUUAUAACACCGUUGAUUUCAUUUCAAUAUGGUGACAUAUUAGCUAAUCAGUAGACAACUUUUGACAGAAAUUCGUUUGGUUGAUAAACCGUUAUCAUCAUGAAUAGGUUGUCGUUAAAGGCAGAUGAUAUGUACGUGUUCAGUCUUCGUUGAGAGCGGGUAACGAACGAAUAACAACAUGGCGGAGAAAGAUUCUGAUUUAAUAUACGAAAUUUGCUGUGGAUUUUGUGAAGACUACACAAUAAAAAGAGAAGCUACAUUUUACUGUAAGCAAUGUUCGGAAGGUUUCUGUCACGAAUGUGUUAAGUAUCAUAACAUUCUUUUUAAAACUCACUCCACCUAUGGAAGAGAAGACAAGAAGAAGUGGUCUGUUGCCAAGGCAAAAUUAGAGGCUUUGAUGUUAUGCGAACAACAUCCAGACCACCGCAUAGAGCUGUUUUGUGAAGAUCAUAGUAAACUGUGUUGUCAUCUUUGUCACUCCCAUAAUCACAGACAGUGCAGCAAAAUUAACCUGAUUGGUGUAAAAGCAAAAGCAAUGCAUCAAAAGGGUGAUUUACGUAAAUGUUCAGCAACGAUUGAGUUAGAACAAAUCACAAUCGAGCACGAAAUAGAUGUCAUCAAUAAAAGACUGCAGAGAUUGCGAACCACGCGUGAAAAGGCGCAUGCAGAUAUAAAAUUGGCGCGUUACCAACUAAAUGACAUUUUAGACACGCUUGAAAGAAACAGUGUACAGUCACUUAACACUGUGUACGAAACGCUACAGAAAUCGCUUCACUCACAUCUUUCAAUAUGUUUGAAAGCGAAAGAUGAUUUACAGCUUAUAAAACAUUCCAUAAAGGAUAUCGAUGAUGAGAAGUAUUUACUGUCAUUUGUGUCAAUUGCGAAGUCAAUGGAAUUGGUUUCAAAGGCGCAGGUGAUGUUAAAAGAAAUGCCAGAACAAAAGCAUAGUGUCGUUGAAUUUCGAUCUAACAAAGCUAUUGAACAAAUGCUGUUCUGUCUCUCGGGACUUGGUGACGCGAUAGAAAUGAAGCAAGAGGGAAAAGCAGGUGAGAUAUUGAAAUGUAACAACAAAACAAUGUACGAUGUACACAUUACUCGAGAUGUAAAUUAUUGCGAUAUUUCAGGCAUAUGUGAGUUAUCGAGUGGAUACAUGCUCAUCUCGGACUAUAGCAACUGCCGUGUGAAAUUACUUGAUAUCGAAUUCAAAGUAAUCUCUUACUUCAACCUGCCUGCCAUUCCAUGGGACAUGUGCAGUGUAAGUCCUAAUGAGGUUGCUGUCAUCGUGGAUACUAUUAAAGAUACUAUUAAAAAACAUUCAGUCCAGUUUUUAAGUGUCAACAAAAGAAAGAUACGGAAAGGAAAUACGCUGGUAUUACAACAUACAUGUCAUGGUAUUGCGCACUUUGACGGUGAUUUGUUUAUCACAUCAUGUACUGCCUUGUAUCAGUACAAACUGAAUGGCGAGCUGGUGAAGAAGAUAUACGAAGAUACUUCUGAUGAAUUCACAGUGUACAAGUGUUCGGUGUUUCCUGAUGGAUCACGGCUGUAUGUGACGGACUUAAGUCACGACAAGCUCCUGACGCUGUCUAUUGAUGGAACUGUUCUAUCAUCCUUUAAAGAUCCUGCACUUCAAGGUCCUACAGGUGUACAUGUGUCAGAGACAGGAAUGCUGCUGGUUUGUGGUUGGUCUCUCAAUGUAAUCCAGGUGGAUGGAGAGGGAGGUGUGGUGACGCUGGCAUCAAAAGAGGAUGGUCUUAAAAAUCCACAGUCCGUUUACUACAGUGCGAGUAGUAAAAGGUUGUUAGUUGGACACAAAAGUGACGAAAUUCUGGUGAUCGACACAGAGUGAGUUUAGAAGAGAUUUUUUAAUGAACGACAGUCUGGCUAAUGUAUUAAUGACGUAUUAAUAUAGUGUUAAAUUAAGUUUAAUUAAACCAGACAUCCAGCAGGUCAUAAGCCCAAGUGGACAAAGUAACUGUAUAAUGUUUAAAAGUAAAUAAUUCAUGAUUAUACAAAGUAAUACAUUGAAUUGCAACAAUACAUUAAUGUUUUUAUUCAAUAUUGGGUCUGUGCAUUACACGUAUCAGAACGUAUAUCUAAAUUUGGAAAAUAACUGUCGAUAAUACAGUCAAAACUGACCGAAUGGUCACUUGAGAAUAACGGUCAAUUGCAGACAAUGGUCAGUCUGGAUUCCCCCAACGAAAGUCACUAUAUAUUACACUUGAAAAUUACGGCCAAUUGUCCAUAACGGCCAGUAUAUUUAUCUCCAACAGUUAUAUUUGAACUGAAUAAAACGGUCACACGUCAGUCGUUUCGAGUUGCGAAAAUUAAGAACACAAACGAAACAGGUGCACGUAACAAUACGAAUGUGUAUAAGAAGCAAUUAUCGGCUGCAUUCGUAACGACUAAGCAUAAGCGCGUGACAAAGUCAAUAGAUCUUUAUUGCUGAUAAGGUGUUAAAAACAACACUAUGCUGGCGAACUAAAAAUUUUGAAGAAGAUUUUGGCGUUUUUGAAUUAGAACGAUACAGUUAUACCGUACUUUCGGUUUAAUACAGCGAACCCGCUUUUAUAUUUGUUCGGACGUGACGUCAAUGGCGCGUGACAAUCGACUUAAAAUACAUUCUAAUUAAUGUAAUUAAUACGAAUUCUCGGAUUAACUGAAUGAACGAGAUGCAUGAGUAACAAGAAUUAUAUCGUUGAUAAAGUCAUAUAUUCGGGUUUAAAAUAGUUAAGAAAUUCAAUCAAUUUAUAAGUCAUUAUUAUGUAUAAUUUAAUAGAAAUUAUUUAUGUAAUUAUGCUUAGGCAAAGUAAUCGGCAAUAAGCCUUUGUUUUACACUGUGUGCGAACGACUGGUUGAGGUAUUGACGUGGCAACACUACCAACUGACCAACCAUCUAAAAAGGGUGAUCCGAGAAACGCAGUCACUCGUUGACAACGGUCACUUUUGUCAUUUCCCUUGACUGACCGCUGUUCUCAGAUUUGCCUGUUUAUCUAUGAUUAACUGUGUGGUAUAACAUUAAAUUGAAAUGAAGAUAAUUAGUUACAACACAAUAUCAAAUGUAUUGUAUUUUACAUAGGUCUACAUAUGGUAAAUUGCAAUAAUAAUACUUUGUUUUGAGCCAAAGUAACAAAAUUAAUUUCAUCGAUGCCCAUACGUAUAAUACUAGUAUGAAUAGAAGUAUGUAUAUGUAUAUAGAAAUAGAGUAAUACUUGAUAGCAAAAGAACUGUAUUUGAAUACUUAGCUAUUUUAUAGUUAGCUGUACUAAAAUACAAUUACAGCUCAUGAAAGUAACAAUAACAUUAGUAUUAGCCAGUGCUUUCUACCUAUACGAAACGAGACUAUAGGUACCCAAAAGGUCACAGUACAUGCAAUCUAUGAGAAGGGCAUCUUAUAAAAAAUAUAUAUAGACACUUUUAAUUGUGUACACAUCUAAAUAAGGCUAAAAUUUGAUAAUGACAAUGUUUGUAUAAAAAAAUUGUCUAUACUUUAGUUGCACAAUCUCUCAUUUCAGGUUUGAAUAAAAUUAUUACGAAAUAAUCUUCGUUUAGCCUUUGAAAUAAACACAUUGUAAUUUCCGACGUCUUGGACAAAUCAACCCCCUUAAAAUCCUAAGUUGCAAAGAAAGUUCUUUAGUAAUGAACACCAGUUUAUUUUAUUAUGAUGAACAAAACAAUAUGCUUAGAAUAAUGAAAUCCUUGUUGCAAUUAUUAAACUACGUUUAUACAUUAUGUGGUCACUAUGUAUUAACCUCAUCCUGUGACAUUCUCACUAAACAUGUUGUAUUUAAUUCCUUUUUAAAUCGAUCUUUCUUCGAAAUGACGUAUGUUUGUAUUUAAUAGAAACGCAUGCUAUUGUAUGUUUUUGGCGAUGAGCUGUUUAUAAGCUUAAGUCGUAAUAAAUUAAUUUGCUAUGUCCUGUUGUGUUAUAAAGUUUUGACGUCAUACUAUACAGAAUAGGAUCCCGUAUACUUAAUGUUAUUGUCCCAUGCCGGUGAAACCGGAGGGGACUUAUGGUUUGCGCUCUGUCCGCCUUUCUGUCAGUCUGUCUGUCAGACUGUCCGUCACACUUUUCUAGAUCCUGCGAUAACUUUAAAAGUUCUUCAUAGUUUUUCAUGAAACUUAAAACAUGGAUAGAUGACAAUAUGGAGACUAUGCACGUCAUUUCAUUUUGUUCCUACGUAAAUAAUUCCGGUCGCUUUGGCAACAAAUAUUUAAACAAUCUGACAAGGGUGGAGUUUCACCGGUAGGGAUCCAUAUAUUGCUUGGCAAUCUCUUGUUAAUUUAUAACAUACAUUAUCACGGACAAUAGAAUCAAAUAAACAGUACCAUUGUGUACCGUGAUUUAAAAUGUGAUUUAUGAGACUGUGUGACAUAAAAAUUUUACCAAGUGUGCUAAUUUAAGACUUUAAUCCCGCCUUUGUAUUGGCCUUGGUCUCUUUACAAACACAGAAGUUCCUGCCCAAACAGACGAUACGUGGUCUAUCCUGUCAAUAAAGACCACGUAAGGGAUUUGGUCGUUGUGGUCUUUGUUCACAGGUGGUCUUUAUUCGCAGGGUCGAUUGAAACUUUGCAAAAUAUGCUAGUAGGAUUUUAACAGAUACCUUAUCUAUGUAUGUGCUCUAUUGCUUAAAUGGUUGAAUACUAGUGCAUGUAUAAUGUCAUAAAGGAUUGAAAACACA